AUGGUGCAAGAAAAAGAAAAGGAAGCAAAUUGUACUCAUGUUCUUCCUAUAGAAGGCUCGCAAACCACAGUCCCACAACAACUUGAACCGAAUGUUGAAGCUAUUGAUUAUAAUAAAGAAGUAUUUAAUGCUCAAGACACUUCUUCCUUUAGCUCUGGAAACUUACAAACUACACCUAUUCAAAUACAAAAGCCGAAUAGCGAAGCUAUUGAUUAUAAUGAAGAGGCAAUUCAUGCUCAAGAAACUUCAAUCUCUGAAAAUUCACAAACUGGUGUGCAACAACAAGAACCGAUUAUCGAGGCUAUCAAUUAUAAAGAAGUUCAAAAUAUUUCUUUAGAAAACAUACAGACAGAUAAUCAACAACAAAAAUCAAACGUUAUAGCUAUUAAUUAUAAAAAUGAAUUACCACCUACUUCAUUUAACGCAGGGAAUGGAACAGCCGAAUUUAGUGAUGCAAUAGCAAAAGUGAAAGCCAUGGCAGCAAAAUUACUUGAUAAUGCUUCUACAAUUAGCACUGAAGAAAGCAAUGUCGCUGUCCAAGGGCAUAGCAACAUUAACAUACCUUCAAAUCAUACAACCAUAAUUAAUUCAACAAACAAUAUGAAUGACAUGGAUAUCAAUUUAAAUAAAGCUCAACAGGGAAUUAAACGUUCACAUGAAGAUACUUAUAAUCCUCAUGAAUCUAAAGAUAGUCAUGAUGAUCGUAGUGAUGAUUAUCGUGGAGAUCUAUAUAAAGGAAGAGAAAGAUAUGACGAAUAUGGGAGAGAUUUUAAAAGAACAGCUUAUGAUGUUGGAUCACGUCCUGAAUAUGAUGGUAGUGGCAGUAGGAGUCGAUAUGGUUUUGGAGGUGAAGAACGAAGGUCACAUUAUGAUCCCGGAAAUGACAUUAAUUCUGCCUCAGCAGAGGAAUUUAAAGUUCCUAAUGCAGUGGUAGGUUUAGUAAUUGGUCGCGGAGGAGAAAAUUUGAAAAGAAUUGAAAAAACAACCGGUGCAAGAAUUCAAUUUUCUCAAGAUCAACCACCGGAUAUGAUUGAAAGGCACGUUAAAGUUACUGGGUUAGCUGACGAUGUUAAAAUUGCUAGAGCAAUGAUUCAAAAAUUAGUUGAAGAUGCUAGAAAUGGUAGUCUGGUUAAUCGUCGCGACUCUGCUAUGAACGGGCAAAACAAAAAUACCGUGAUUAUUCGUAUUCCAAGCAAUAAAGUCGGUGUUGUAAUUGGUCGUAAAGGCGAAACAAUCCGUGAUUUACAAGACAGAAGUGGUGCACAUAUUAACGUCACACCAGAUAGUGCCGCAAGUCCUCAAUCCAAGAAUCGACCUGUUACUUUGAUCGGGGAUGAUGAAGCAAUUCAAAGAGCAAAGGCCCUUAUUAAUGAGAUUAUCAACAACGGAGAAAUUUCUUCAGAAAUAAAUCAUCACCAAGAUCACCGACCAAACAGUCACAAUAGCGGUAGCGGUUCUUACAAUAAUCAUGGAGGAAACUAUAUGAAUCAUAGUUCAAAUUCUGGACAUCGCAAUCAAGAAAGUAUUACCAUUAAGGUACCUAAUGAUUCUGUUGGUUUAAUUAUUGGAAAAGGAGGUGAAACCGUCAGAGCCCUUCAACAAAAAUCUGGAGCAAAAAUUCAAAUUGAACCAGUUCAUGGAGGAGUUCCACCUAUCGAAAGAAACGUACAAAUUAUAGGUUCUGCUGAAAAUAUUGCUAUCGCGAAAUCAUUGAUUCUUGAAAAAGCUGCAUCCGGAAAUCGUGAACGAUCAUCUAGACAUAAUGGUGAACAAGGAAGAAACGGGCAGCAACAAAAUAAACAUCAAAGCAACAAUUAUCAACACCAGUCAAGUACUGCCAAUAGUGACAUCAGUGUUUAUCAACAAACAGGAUAUUCUACAAACGCUUAUCCCACUCAAUCACAACCAAAUACAUAUGGUCAACUUAUCACAAAUGAUUAUGCUCAAACAUCUACCACAAAUUAUCCUGUUGCUGCUAGUACAUAUGUUCCAUCUGGUCAACAGGCAACCAUGAUAUAUAAUCAACAGAGACAAUAUAAUCCUAGUCAAACAACAUCAUCUUAUCAAUAUUUAACUCAACCACAAUAUGGGACAUAUCCACAAAAUAUACAAUAUGCUCAAUCUACAACUGGUCAGUCAACUACCCAAUCUGCUGUACAAGUUUCCAUGCAAACUAUUGGUCAAUCUGCAAUUCAAUCUACAGGGCAACUUCAAGCUAAUUAUUACCAAACGGCACCAAUUGAUCCUACAAAAGUUGCGACCACGGGAGCUGAUAAUAAAACGGAUAAUACUUCAGCUCCUGCACCUAAUUAUGGGUAUCAACAAAUCCAUUAUAAUUAUAAUGUUCCUUCGGCCACAACAACUGCAAUUCAAUAUCCAUCUGUUGCCGGACAAACUCAUGCUGCAAUAUCAAAUGUUUAUCCUACGUUAGGUGCUUCAGCUUCAUUUUAG
Messenger RNA from Entrophospora candida, 2451 nucleotides. The record is from the annotation of a GenBank genome assembly. NCBI's taxonomy places the organism in Eukaryota, Fungi, Glomeromycota, Glomeromycetes, Entrophosporales, Entrophosporaceae.